UCCUCCAUUGGCCACACAACAGGCUCUCUUCAAAGACCACGAGGAGAAAAAGAUGAAUGCAUCGUCGUUUACGCUAACAACGCUGUUCGCAGCGCUCAGCGUAUCGGCGACAUGCCCCAACACAUUUGCCCAGCGCUGCAUGGCCUUUGAGCCCGAGAAGCUCGUCCCCUACGCGACAAGGACCGUUCUCGAGUUUGUCAAGAGCGGCGAGACGCUGCAAUUCCCAGACAAUGUCAAGUCAUGCGGGCGCCCGCAACAGAAAGUCACCGCCGACCUGUGCCGCGUUGCGCUGCACAUUCCCACGUCGAACCGCUCCGAGAUCACCUUUGAGCUCUGGCUGCCCGAGAAGUGGGAGGGCAAUCGCUUCAUAGCGACAGGCAAUGGCGGCAUCGACGGCUGCGUCAAGUAUGAGGACAUUGCCUACGCGUCUCGUCACGGUUUCGCGGCCGUGGGCACAAAUAAUGGCCACAAUGGAUCAACUGGCGAGCUCUUCUACCAUAACCCGGACGUACUCGAGGACUAUGCCCAUCGAUCCCUGCACACGGGGACUACCGUUGGAAAACUCCUUACUGAGCAAUUUUACGCAAAGAAACCAGAUUACUCGUAUUACAUUGGCUGCUCGCUCGGCGGUCGCAUGGGCGUGCACGCUGCCGAAAUGUUCCCCGAAGACUUUGACGGCAUUGUGGCUGGUGCGCCUGCUGUCGAUUUCAACCAUCUACAGGGCCAGCGUGCCAUGUUUUAUCCGAUUACCGGUAAAAAGGGCUCCAAGGACUUUAUCACGGCGGACCAAUGGGGAAAUCUGAUCCAUAGUGAAGUCAUGCAGCAAUGCGACGAGCUGGACGGUGUCAAGGAUGGCAUUAUUGAAGUCGUUGACCGAUGUGUUUUUGACCCAGAGCCUCUGCGGUGCUCAGAGGGUCAACAGAGCACGGAAUGCCUGAAUGAUGCGCAGAUUAAACGGCUCGAGAAGAUUUACGCUCCGUACACGUAUCCCAACGGCACGCUAAUCUAUGCGCGUAUGAACCCGGGCAACGAAAAGUUUGCGACGCAGAAACUACUCGCGGGCGAGCCUUUUCCGUACUCGCAGGACUGGUUCCGUUAUGUUGUACUCAAUGAUCCGUCGUGGGAUGCUCUGACGUAUAAUAUCGAUGACGUGACCAAGGCUGAGGAGCUCAACCCGUUCAAUAUCCGUACGUAUCCCCAGACACUGCCAGAGUUCAAAGCUCGCGGGGGCAAGAUGAUUUCAUACCAUGGCGGCCAGGACAAUCAAAUCACUUCACUUAACACAGAGCGCUUUAUUACGCGCAUGAUGGACGCUGAUAAACAUCUGGCGGAUUAUUACCGCUUCUUCCGUAUUGCUGGGAUGAACCACUGCAACUCAGGCCCUGGCGCAUGGGUGUUUGGUCAAGGUGGCAAUCUUGCUGGUGAAGGCAUUGCGUUUGAUGCUGAAACGAAUGUACUUGCUGCUAUUGUUGCGUGGGUGGAAAAGAAGAAAGCUCCCGAAACAAUUACUGGCACAAAGUUUGUCAACGAUACUAUAUCUCUAGGGGUCGACUUUCAGCGAAGCCACUGCCCGUAUCCAACGGUACAGACUUUCCAAGGAGGCGACUACAAGAAGACCACUAGUUGGAAGUGUGUUUAGAAUAAUGGGUCACAGAAGGAAUAGAAGACAAAAUUGUGUAUACAAAAAAUCUCAUUAUGGAUAUCACAUCUAUAGAAAACAAAAGAAAGGCAUCCGUGCCGUACCGAUACUAAGCAUCAAAACCCUAAACUCCGAUAGUACAAUCCCAAUGCAAAAGAAAGGAUGAAAGAGAGAAACAAAAAAUGUUUACUCGGACCUGGGGGGCCACUUGACGCGCUUCUCAGCACGGAUGUACAAGUUGUUGGGGCGGAUUAGCUGGAAGUAAGGAUCGUACUCGACGGCCUCGGUGUCGGCAGCAACAGUAAACUUGUAGCGCCAGACAAGCUUGGGAAGGAAGACCUUGAUCUCAGCCAGGGCAAAGUUGAAGCCGACACACAUGCGAGGGCCCUGGGCAAAGGGAGUGUAGGAGCCCUGGGGUCUGUUCUUGACGGCGUCGGUGUCCCAUCGGUCGGGGUCGAAGCGGCCGGGGUUCUCCCAGAUCUUCUCGUUGUUGUGGAUGUGGUGGAGGGCAGGGAUGACAAUGGAGUCCUUGGGCAGUCUGUAGCCACCGGGCAAGAUCAUGUCGACCUUGGCGGUACGGCCGGGCUGGUACGAGGGGUUGUGCUUGCGCUGGGUCUCCUUGAUGAACUUGUCCAGGAAGGUCAGCUUGGCGACAAGGUCGGCGUUCAUGACGGUGUCGUCACUGAAGUCGUUGUCGACGAGCUCCUGCAACAGGCGCUCCUGAUUGCCAGGGUAGGUGACCAAGCUGUAGAUGAGCCAGGACAGGAGGGAAGAGGUGGUGGUGAAGCCGGCGCCAGUGGCGACGACGAGGGCGGGGGCAAACUGGUGGGGAGGGAGCUUCAUGCCCUUGGUGUCCUUGGCGCGGAGGAAGUAGUCGACGACGUUCUCGGCCUCGAGAGCAGCAUCCUGAAGCUCGAGGUCGUCCUGGCCCUUGGAGGCGCGGGCAAUAGACUCCAUCAGCAUGGCCUCGACUCUGGCCUUGGUGAAGCGGAGAGUCUUCGGGUCGCCAAAGGGCAUGUUGACCCACCACGAGGGCAUAGUAGAGAUACGCUUGUUGAGUUCGAGGUUCUGGGCAAUGCGGAGGACCAUUUCGUGGAGGGGGGCGUCGACGCUCUCAAAGUGGCCAAAGUCCAUGCCGAGGACAAGUUUGCCGACAGCCUGGGAGCCAAGCUUGAGCAUGUACUGGUAGACGUUCCAGGCCUCGCCCUGCUCGUCGAGCUCGUCAAAGACCUUGAAGGCCUGCUCGAGAGACUUUUGCAUAGAGGGCAUGUAGUGGCGGACGGCCUUGGGGCCGAGGGCGGGAGGCAAGAACUUGUGGGCAAGGCGCCACUCCUCGGUGUCGGUGUCACCAAGGAAAACACCGGCCUCGAGACUCUUGAUGGGGAAGAGGGGGUGGCCGGGGAUAAUCUUCUUGGAGAAGAACUCGCUCUCGGCAAAGACAAUGUUGGCGAGGGUGGGGUCGUUGGUCUGGUAGACGGUGCUGCCCAUGGUGUUGGUGACAAUCAGAGGGCCGUACUUUUCAAACAGACGCUGGUGGUUGCCGAGAUGGUCGGGGAAGAUUUCGAGGUAGUUGCCAAAGUAGGGAAUACCGCUGGGACCGGGAACCUCACGGACAGCCUUGCCAUUGAUGGAGAUGCAGAUGGGCUCGGUCUUGGAUGCAAUAUCUUGGACGGAGGUGAGUC
[Torrubiella] hemipterigena is the source of this 3321-nucleotide messenger RNA. Lineage: Eukaryota; Fungi; Ascomycota; Sordariomycetes; Hypocreales; Clavicipitaceae. The record is from the annotation of a GenBank genome assembly.